AUGAACGUGCGCAGCAGGGACAUGCGAGCCUGUCACCACACUGCGUGUACCAUCCUCAGCGAAUUCACGGACCAGCCGUCUUUCGAUUGGAUUCCCAGAGAGCAGAACACCGAUGCCGACGCGCUCGCCAGACAUGCCUGGGAGCUCGGCGGCACCGUUGCGCCGGUCCGCGUGGGCCAGCGCCACCUCCCCGUCGCUAUUCCCAGCAUCCAGCAGCACUUUCCCCGCGUUCAGCAGCCGGCAGGUACUACGUCAGCCAGCACACCAGCCAGAGGGAUCCACUUCAGACACAGCAACACGCCACUCAGCGGAAUGGAGCUCAACGCCGUCGUCGGCGCCCCGACGCGUCCACCCGCCCCGGUGGCUCGUCGAGCCCGCGCCGCAGCCGUCGUGCGCAACACCAACUUGGGCUCCGUCUCUCCCUCCGACACGACCGAAGAACACGACCUCUCUCGUGGUCGCGCAGAAGCUCUACAUGCAGCCAAAUUGGCCUGGACGGACUUCGCCUGGGACCCCGAACCCCUCUUGCCUCUUCUCCCACCUGAGUCUGUCUGGUCCUUGGCCGACGACGAUAUCCGCAGAGACCUGGAACCGAUCGAACCCCGACUUUUUAACUGCCCAGCCACGGAGGUUGUUCUGCGUUUCAGAUGGCUCUCUCUACAGGCCGUGCCCAAACAAUGCUCGCUCGCCUGGGCUGACUGCAACCAGAUCGUUGCCUCUUGGAUCCUCAACGCGACCACCGACCGCGAGAAGACCGCAGCUGGGGCCCUCUACAACUUCCUGCCGCUUCUGCUGCUCUGUCCCCCGCCUCGCCUUACCCCCGCGCAGACCCGCAAGUUCAUCGAGAAGUCCACCGUGCGCUUCAUCCGAGGAGAAUGGGCCAGCCUCUUCUCAGAAGCCAUCAAGCGCGCCUGCGAAGCGAAGAAGAAUCAGUCCGAGCGCGCCCUCAAGUCUCUCGAACACCAAGAAUGGCUCCUCCGACAGCGGGAAACUUGCAUCGCCAACGCCCGCGCACGUGCCGAGCUACCAACAGCUUCUUGGAAAAUGGAAGAAUGUCGUACUGAACUCAUCGAACGUGGCCUGUACACCCGCAGCGAGCUCGGCCCUUCUGUGGACCACCCUACGUUGCGGAGAUGGGUCGAAGCAGCCCAGCGCGAGCUCCUUGCACCCGACAUGGACGCCCGCACCUUCGAAUUCGCGACGCUGGAACGGGCCGACGAAGAGUGGCGCAAAAAUCAGAACGAUCAGCGCAUCAUCAGGCGUGCUCUCUUGUUGGUUCGAGCCGGCGAGUACUCCGCAGCCGUCACCGCCUUGGAAAACGCCUCUAUCGCUCCCGCCAUCGAAUCCACCCUCCUGGCCCUCCGCGACUUGCACCCCGCACCCAGUUGUUUUUUCUCACCCGAAGGGCAAAUUCCCGAGGAUAACCAGUCCUGGCGGUCGAGGCUCGAACAGGUCAAAGACGACAUCAACGAGCACACCAUCGACGACUCCAUCAUCAUUCGCGCCGCGAAAAAAGCCGGCAGGCACCGCUCGCAAGACCGGUGGGGUUGGCGCUCCGAGCACUGGCACCCCUUGCUCGGUUCCGAUGCGCUCAAGGACCUCCGCUUCUUCAUCAUCGAGUUCCUGCGCGGAGAGUGCACCGACCACUUCUACCAGAGUAUCGCCGGAUCACGGCUUACAGCGCUAUCCAAGCCCGACAACCGCGGCAUCCGUCCAAUCGGCAUCACGGACGUAUUCCGUAAACUCGCCGGCCGAGUCCUCAACAUCCUCUACCGCGACCACAUACGAGACUCGCUGAUUUCCCAAGACGGACGGGUGCUGCAGUUCGGCGUCGGCCACUCUCAUGGCGCACAGAUGUGUGCAAUGGCUGCCCAAGAACACCUGCGACUUCACCCGCAACAUGCGAUUUUCUCGCUCGACCUCAAGAACGCCUUUAACUGCGUCAGCCGCGAAGCCAUUGCCCUCGGAAUCAACAGACUCGGAGAAAAACAAGGCCGCGCGAUGUUGGGCUUCUGCCUCGCCAUGUACUCUGGCACUAACCCUUUAUCUUUCUUUCUGAGCACAGGCGAACACAUGAGUGUCGACGCCAAGACGGGCGUCACUCAGGGGUGUGUCCUGGGGUCGGCUUUCUUCUGCCUGGCUAUCCAGCCAAUCAUCGAAAAGGCGCUCGCGUCCACCUCUGUCCAAGGCGUACACGCGUACUGCAUCGCGGACGACAUCAACCUCGCGGGCGAACCCGGACAACUCAUUCAAGCUGCCACACGCUUGCAAGAGAGCCUCCUGCUGAAUGCGGACCUCACCGUCAAGAAGAUCGACAUCCUCUUGGGAUCGCAAUGCCGCCGAAUCGACACCACCGAGCUCACCGGCAUAGACGGCCAGAUCAACAUCAUCAACACCGUCGGCGUCGACGUCGGCCAGGAACGCGACUGCGACUCCGGCGCCCGCAUCGUCGGCGCCCCCGUCGGCUCCCCGGAAUACGCCGCGAAGUUCGUCGCUGACAUCGUCGACAAGCACCGCGCCCGCCUCGAUCACAUCGCCAAGUUCGGCGAGGCCGGCCACGCACAAGAGGCGCUCUUGCUGCUGCGGCUGUGCGCCUGCCCACGGAUUACCUUCCUCCUUCAGUGCGUCCCCUAUAACGUCGCUCCCCAAGCCUUCAACGAUUCCUACAGGGACAUUCUCAGUGCGUUUGGACGCAUCGCCGGCAUCACCGAAGAUCUCGACACGGCUGACGAAGUCACCCGCGGACGCAUCGCCCUGCCCCUCAGGCACGGCGGCCAAGGCCUCACCGACCCCUCUCACAUUGCAGACCAGGCCUUGGUCGCCAACUGGGCAGCAUGCGCUCCGCUCCUGGCCAAGACAGCCCCCGCGCUCUCCGACAUCGCCAACGAGAAUCCAGGCCCGCGCCGCAGCACACGCAACGCCGCCACCACCCGUCGACCGGAACACAGCCAAAGCGGCCCUUGCCACGGACACAUACGGCCCGCGUGGGACAGAAUCCGCAGUCUCGGAGACGAAGAGCAGAAAAUUUUGGCAGUGGAUUUCUCCGAGUCCACCGGUGAAGAUUUCCCCGUGAAAGGACUGCAGCGCACGCUCUCACACCUGGAACACGAGCGCCGGUACAAGGGACUCUUCCAUGACGCUUCCCCCGAAGUAUCGGCCGCCAUGCACUCCCUCUCGAGCCCCCACGCAAUGACAUGGCACCGCGUCUGCCCUUUCGAACCGCGGCUCCAGAUCGCCUCACACCUCUGCAAGAUGCGCAUCCGACAGGAACUCGACCUCCCCAUGCCCUGCCUCACCGACGCGCACAACAACCAGCGCCUCGCAUACUGCUGCAACCCGCCUCACGCGGCCCUCGAACCUCGCCAUGCUCUCAACCACCUAAUCUGCGUCCACACCAGCAACGCAGGAGGCAACCAGACCAGGACACACGACAAGGUAAAAUUCGCCGUUCAAGCGGUCUGCAAGUUGGGCGGCCUCACUACGUUCACCGAGCCCAUCGGCGAGAUACCAGGCACCACGAACCGGAACGGCGACACCAACAACCUGCGACCAGACAUCCGAGUCGACGGCCUGCGAGACACCGGCAUCACAAUCCUCGCAGACGUCUCCAUCACCCACAUCAUGGACUCGGCAGCCAACCACAGGAGCCAACCACGACCACGCCAAGGCAACUCAGCCCCCAACAGCGACCCCAUCAUGAGACGCGAGACUGACAAGAACAACAAGUACAAGGCGGCGGCCACGGCGGUGCAUAAGGAAUUCAUCCCGCUCGUGAUGGACACGUACGGAAGGAUGGGCAAACCGUUCCUCAACUUCCUCAAAGACGUCGCCGCACUCACCGCCCGCCGAGCCUCGGGCAACGUCAACGAGCGGACGCAAGCCAUCUACGACUCCAUCGACCCGCCGAACGAGCUCCGAAACCGUAUCCACCUCCGAAACCUCGCCCUCGUACACGUCGCGCUUAUCAUCUCGCUCAUGCAAAGGGUCGCCGGAUCGACCGUCACCAACGACCGCCAGCACGGCGCUCGUGGCGGAAUGUACGGAGCACACGAACACUACGUGCAGCCGUACCCGGUCACUAAUUUCUAACUCAGGGGUUAGGG
Messenger RNA from Micromonas commoda, 4103 nucleotides. RefSeq lists its product with no specific name. The coding region runs from base 1 to 4089 and encodes 1362 amino acids. NCBI's taxonomy places the organism in Eukaryota, Viridiplantae, Chlorophyta, Mamiellophyceae, Mamiellales, Mamiellaceae. The transcript has a single exon. The record is from RefSeq and is a predicted model, not a curated record.